This is a messenger RNA of Naegleria lovaniensis, 1698 nucleotides long. RefSeq lists its product as uncharacterized. The transcript has 3 exons. Bases 1 to 1698 code for a protein of 565 amino acids. Lineage: Eukaryota; Heterolobosea; Eutetramitea; Acrasida; Naegleriidae. The record is from RefSeq and is a predicted model, not a curated record. Gene Ontology annotation, biological process: cell surface receptor signaling pathway; adenylate cyclase-activating G protein-coupled receptor signaling pathway. Gene Ontology annotation, cellular component: plasma membrane. Gene Ontology annotation, molecular function: G protein-coupled receptor activity.
AUGGUCACUCAAGAUAGUAUGAGCGAAAAGUAUGGCAAAUUAUGGAUCAAUUUAUCUUCACAACUAAUGCUGAAUACUAUACCUCAAAUUGUAAAUAACAAUGAUUCACAAUCGUGGAAUGAAACGGCAGUGGUGUCUGUGGAACAACAUGUUUUGCGAUAUGUCACAGGAUCGAGUGCCAUUAUUUCAAUAUUAGGAUCUCUAUUUAUUAUAUUUAGUACUAUUUUAUUCAAAAUAGUCUCGUGUAAAAAGAGAAAUAGGAAAAGUAGGACACGAUACGGUGAGGAUUUUUCAUUAUCGACAAUGAAUCAUAGAUUAGUUUUGUACCUUUCCAUCAGUGAUUUAUUUGCAAGCUUAAGCUACGCAAUAUCGUUAUUUGGAAUUAGUUUAGAGUAUGAAUGGUGUUGCACUUUGCAAGGUUUUUUAAUGACAUGUUUUGAAGUAAGCUCAGUACUAUGGAGCACAUGCAUUUGUUUACAACUGUUUUUGAGCGUCACACCUCACUUUUCGGAAGAACGUCACAAACGGAGGAAAAUUUUACUAGAAAUUGCGUUUCAUAUCAUAUGCUGGAUUUUCCCACUUGUUUACACCAUUGUGGUUUUAUUUACAGAUCAGUUUAACAGAGUAGACAAUUUACAGCAAUGGUGUUGGAUAGGGUUACAUCACGAUAGAUCUCCAUUUCUUAAUUUUAGAUUUUUCACAUUUUUAUUGGUGUACAUUUGUGUGGUGUUGUGUGCUGUGUUCUUUUUAGGACUUUGUAUUUGCUUUAGAAUGCACAGAAGAAAGAAAAGCAACUAUGAAAUUCUCUCACUAGAUGACCAAUAUCAACAUUUGGGGAAAAAGACAAUUAUCAACUUUGUCUUGAUAUUGUUGGCAUUUGUCAUUACAUGGAUUCCAGCCUUUAUUAAUCGACUCAUUGAAUCCAUUGUUGUGGCUCAAACAACAUCAGCAAGUAUGAUUUCUGGAAUAUUUUGGUUGGAUCUUGUUCAGGCCAUUACCAAUCCACUUCAAGGUUUCCUGAACAUGAUAUUCUAUGGACAUCACUUCUUUGGAAAAUAUCGACUAUUUUUCUGCCCAAGAAAGAAAAAUAUGAAAAAGGCAGCCUCUAAAACAUCUCUUCUGAGUGCCGACAGUGGUAACAAUGACUAUCAAAACAGACAUCGCCAAAUUUCUCCUGAUCGAGACAAGAAUCAUUUAAAUGUUGAAACAUUGGAUGAAAUUAAAUUUGGAGUCAUUUACACUGAAGGCACUAUUAAGGCAGACUCACCCACAGCAGAACAUUCACAUCUUGUUCCAAAAUCUGUCUAUUACUAUCACAUGGAUGCCCCUUAUGAAGUUGAGGAGGAUUCUGACGAAGAAGACAGAGCUCAUUUUAAUACUGGUUAUGGCAACAUGGGACCAACGUUACUCGUUCCAAACUAUUUUACCAGCGGAGCUGUUGGUGAUCAACCUCUUUAUGCCUCUUAUGCAAGCAGCGGGGGCAAUGCUGACAACGGAUUGAGAAUUAUCGCUCAACAAGAUACUCCAAAUAGUGCAGGUGUUGACCAUUACACAUUUUCCACGUUAGGACAAAGCAAUCAUGACAGUUUGCAAGAUUCACAACAACAUAUUCGUUUUAUGCCACACGGAUUUUCAGCGGGUCACAAUGGAAGUGUCAUUGACGAAUACCACAACAGGCUUGAUGAGUUUUUGGACUAA